AUGUCCUCAGCAGCAGCAGCAUUCAGCAAUCCCCUAAGCAACAGUAGUAACGAUUCAGUGCUUUCUGGUGUCGAUGGUCAAAUACCUUCAGAAACGUCGACGACCACUCCUUCUAAUGUCCUUUCAAAUUCUUCUGAAGAUGACAUUCACAAACCUCACUGUGUUGUUCCUCCUUCAAUAUCAAGAGGAGGAGGGGCUGUCAUAAAAGCAGUAGUAGGAGGAAUCCAUGUUCAUGAAUCAUCAUCAUCACAACAACCAAUGAAACGAUUGAUUUGUGUCCUCACAAGUAUUUCCACAUUCGUCAUGAUCAUUUUCAUCCUUGCGGGUCUACUCGUGUUACCUCUUCUCUAUUUUGUGAACUUUUUGAAACAUCCCGAAAGGAGUGAAACCGUAAUCAUGACUCCGUACAUUCCCGACUCUCCUUCAUAUCCUCCAAAUUUCACAGCUCCAUAUCUUCAUGCCAAUAUUAACAUUACGACACCAUUGAAUGCUCGAUUUAUAUUGUUCUCUUUCACAGCAAAUGCCUCUGUUCAAGCAGCUGUCAUUCGAAAACAACAAGCAUUGGAAACUUUUUCGGAUCUUGCAGCCAAAGCAGCCCUUUCAUUGAAUACCAUGUCCAGCUUUAUAUUUGACAAACCAUUGGAUCGAUCUAUUUUUGUGAUCACACCCAACACGUUUGGAACUCGAUUCUUUUCACUUCGACUGCAAAAUAAUUCAGGAAUGUACGAUGACGAGAGUUCAGAGUUCAAUAUUGCAACAAAUACAACCAUUCCAAGAAAUACAUCAACCAUUUACAUGAUUUGGAGAAAUACAGACAAUUCCUUAAAUCCGAUUGAACUCAAAUUUUGGUAUUGGUUAGAAUAUGAUAACCAUGCACAUCUUAAAGCAUUUACAGUUGGUGUUGUUCUCAUUGCUGUUGCAGUAAUUCUCAUUUCGGUGGUCAUCCUGAACAGCAAGAUAACGUCACUUGUCAUUUAUCAUCUCAUUCGAGCAAUAAGACCAAGUGGAAGAAAACAGUUUUUCAAGGAUUUUAAAAAACAACUCAAGACGACUUCAAAGAGUGAAUUCGAGGAACAGAAUGUGCUUUGGACAAAAGGAGCUGACAUCACUUUUCAAAAUUUGACAUUCAAGUCGUUCUCUGGAAAAACAAUUUUACAUCCAAUCCAUGGAAUUUUACAAGCAGGAAGAUUUACAGCAAUUAUGGGACCUUCAGGCUCUGGAAAAUCAACCUUUGUCAACUCAUUAUGUAAGAGAGCAAAUAAUGGAAAACAAAGUGGAAAAAUUUUAAUUGACAACAGAGAAAUUACGGAAGAGACAAGCAAAAUUAUUGGAUUUGUCACUCAAGAGGAUAUAAUGGCACCACAUAUGACUGUCAGGGAGGCUUUGGAAUUCAGUAUUAGUUACCGAAAGAAUCGAAAUAGUGACAAGAAGAAAAGAAUAAGUGCAGUGAUAGAAAGAUUGGGUUUAUCCAAAGUUCAAAAUUCCUUCACAAAAGUAUGCAGUGGAGGAGAGAAGAGAAGAACAUCGAUUGGUAUUGAAUUGUGUGCAGAUACUCCUGUUCUCAUUUUGGAUGAGCCAACCAGUGGACUCGAUUCAGAAAGUGCCCUCUCACUCUGCCAAACAUUAAGAGAACUCUCUGAAACGUGCAACUUGAAUAUUAUUUGUGUCAUCCAUCAACCAUCUUUUGAAAUUUUAAAACAAUUUCAUGACAUUAUGCUUUUCAAUGAAGGACAACUUCUCUUUCACGCUCCAGUUUCUACGGUUGUGAAUGUUCUACGUGAUAAAAUUCCAGCCGAUGAAAUUCGAAACAAUCCAGCCGAUGAAAUUUUACGAACGUUGAUUGCACCUCAAGGUGAAUUACUCGUAGAAGAAAUCAUCAUUCGAAAAACACAGGAAAAUGCACAAUGUCAUUUCACAAGUGGUAGUCCAAAUCAUUUCUACACGACUGAGUCAGCUGAGGACAUGUUCCAACAACACUCGAAUUCCACACGAGCUGUUCAUGACGACGAUAGCAACCCCAACAAUAAUAACAACAACAACCAAAACAUUCACAACCCCAAUAGGAACAAUAAUCACCAUUCGGACGUUGCUGUCAUUCCCAUCCACAAGAGCAUCAACAAAUCCAAACGCCACAAUAUUUCUGAACAAGCCUAUCGAACAGCUCCCUUUUAUAUUCAAUUUAUUAUUUGCUUUGUGAGAAGCUUUAAACAAUUUUACAGAGAUUGGACCACCAUCCUUAUUGAGAAUGGUAUUUGUCUAGCCAUUGGAGUUUUAAUUGGCCAAAUUUUCAAAGGUCUUUCAUUUGCAGGAGCAGUUCCUGAAAGCUUAUACAUGCAAUGUCCAAUUUCUUUGCGUGGAAAUGCCAUGGUUCCACAAUCCGAUUUAAUUUCACCUUACUCUACGUUUUUUAAUAUUGCCAUUUCUCUGGUUUCUAUUAUGAGAGGAUUACUUGUUUUUGGAAAUGAUAUGAAUAAUUUUAAGAGAGAGUGUUAUUCUGGUCUCAAUUGUUGGAUGAAUUACUUGGCUAAGGAUUUAGUUUCCAUGAUGGUCAUGCUUGUUCUCUCUCUAUCCUUCACUGCGGGAUUACAAGUGGCAUCUCCUCAUACCCACUUUGGUAUUUUGUGGAUGGUCAUUUAUGGAACCAUGUUGGCAAGCUUUCCUAUUGGUUAUAUCAUUUCAUACUUUUUCACACCACACACGGCUCAGUUAGCUGCUUCCCUUGUUGUCAUGAUAUUUUUUGCCAUGAGUGGAAAUCAACCAUCGAUUCCAGAAAUGGAAAGUUAUGUAUUUCCAUUCACUUAUAUUCAUGUCAUUUCGUAUUUGAAAUAUGCCAAGGGCUUAAUUUUCAUGUUGGAACUUGAAACAAGAAGAGGAACACAGACACUGGAUGAAGUGUUAAAAAUAUAUGGAUUUGAAAUUGAAGCCUUAAUUUAUUAUGUCUAUGCACUAGUAUUUUGGGUUAUUGUAUGGAGAUUUAUUUCUAUUUAUUGCUUAUGGGCCUGGAAACCAAGAAGCUUAUUCAGUAAGAUUGUCUAUUGUGUCAAGUUGAUGAUGGGUAUAAUUUAUGGUCCGAUCAGCAAUGCAUGUUCCAAGGUAAAGAUCACCUUGAAAAGAAUGUCCAACAAGAGGAAUGAUGAAAAGAAUGUGCAAUAA
Molecule: messenger RNA, 3153 nt
Organism: Naegleria fowleri
Lineage: Eukaryota; Heterolobosea; Eutetramitea; Acrasida; Naegleriidae
Exons: 2
Coding region: 1-3153 (1050 amino acids)
Cellular component (GO): membrane
Molecular function (GO): ABC-type transporter activity; ATP binding; ATP hydrolysis activity
Source: RefSeq, a predicted model, not a curated record